This is a messenger RNA of Talpa occidentalis (Iberian mole), 4912 nucleotides long. It is a transcript of the gene ZNF660, whose product is annotated as zinc finger protein 660. Bases 496 to 1491 code for a protein of 331 amino acids. The record is from RefSeq and is a predicted model, not a curated record. Gene Ontology annotation, biological process: regulation of transcription by RNA polymerase II. Lineage: Eukaryota; Metazoa; Chordata; Mammalia; Eulipotyphla; Talpidae. Gene Ontology annotation, molecular function: RNA polymerase II cis-regulatory region sequence-specific DNA binding; DNA-binding transcription factor activity, RNA polymerase II-specific. The transcript is spliced from 4 exons.
CCGAAGCCUAGAAGGGCUGGAGUGUCAAGAUGGGAGAUACUGGGGAAGCAGUGACGUAGUUCCUUCUCCGCUUUGUUCCAAGAUGUGGGUCUGGCGCUUUUGUUGAGGGUGAUUCAAGACCCCAUUAGGAACUUCCUCACCAAACCCAAGGAAGAGAUCUGUGCAGGGCAGAUUCUUUGGAGGAGGCUGUCUGUGCUGGGCAGGUAUUACCUCUUACUCCUCAUUCCAUUGCAUCUGUUAACCAAGGACCAUGUGACUGCUGCACAGGGGAUGUGAACAGGCAGGUGCUGCUGGCAAAUAAAGGAAUACAACCUCUCUAGAUGGUGGAACUGGCACUGAAGAGAUGUUGAUUCUAAAGUAUUAUUCCUGAAAAAAUCAGAAUCUCUCACUUUCAAGUGAACUCCAGAGAUGUUGCUAAGGAAGUGAAAAUUUAGAAAGUUCAUCUGAGAGGAAAGAAGACUCGAAAGGCCACUGGGAUGCUGCAAGACAGAGAAAAUGAGAAGAAAGACGAGAAACUUCAAACAUAAGACAGUUAAAGACAAUAAAACUAUCACAGAAGUGAAUGACCAAGAAUCUGAAAAAGAUGGUAGCCAGUGUUCUGACCCAACAACAAAUGAGAGAAUUCAGGCUGAAAAGAAACAGUAUGUAUGUACUGAGUGUGGGAAAGCCUUUAGUCAGAGUGCAAACCUUACAGUACACGAGCGAAUUCACACAGGAGAGAAACCCUAUAAGUGUAAGGAGUGUGGGAAAGCCUUCAGUCAUAGCUCCAACCUGGUUGUCCAUCGGAGAAUCCACACUGGACUGAAGCCCUACAAAUGCAGUGAAUGUGGGAAAUCGUUCAGUGGUAAGUCACACCUCAUUCGGCACCAGGGAAUCCACAGCGGGGAGAAAACUUACGAAUGUAAGGAGUGUGGGAAAGCCUUUAGUCGGAGUUCAGGUCUUAUUUCACAUCACAGAGUUCACACUGGGGAGAAACCCUACACUUGUGUUGAGUGCGGGAAAGCCUUUAGCCGGAGUUCAAACCUUACUCAACAUCAGAGAAUGCACAAAGGAAAAAAAGUUUACAAAUGUAAGGAAUGUGGGAAAACAUGUGUUUCUAAUACAAAGAUUAUGGACCAUCAGAGAAUUCACACAGGAGAGAAGCCUUAUGAAUGUGAUGAGUGUGGAAAAGCUUUCAUCUUAAGAAAGACCCUUAAUGAACAUCAGAGACUUCAUCGUAGAGAGAAACCUUACAAAUGUAAUGAGUGUGGGAAAGCUUUUACUUCUAAUCGAAACCUCAUUGAUCAUCAGAGAGUUCACACUGGAGAGAAACCCUAUAAAUGUAAUGAAUGUGGAAAAACCUUCAGGCAGACUUCUCAAGUUAUUCUACAUUUGAGAACCCACACGAAGGAGAAACCUUAUAAAUGUAGUGAGUGUGGGAAAGCCUAUCGUUACAGCUCCCAGCUUAUUCAACACCAGAGAAAACAUAACGAGGAGAAAGAAACCUCGUAAGUCACAUAUUGUUGGUAAUAGAACUAAUUCCUACUUUUUUGGAAAAGCAGUUUUCAGUAUCAUCAAUCUUAAUUCUACUUCUAAGAACCCAUACAGGGAAAAUAAUCAGAAGUAGAUAAAGAUGAACAGAAGGGAUACUCAUGCUGGGAUGGUAUACAAAUAAAAGAAAAAAACUAGAUCGUCAGCAGUACAGGGUUUAAAUGAAUGAUGGUCUACCCAUAUGAUAGUUUUGCAGCUAUUGUAAACAUUUUUUAAAGAAUAUGUACUGCCACGGGUGAAAUAAUCCUCGUGGAUAAAAUGGAAGAUAAAAAAUUUAUGUGUGAGAAAUAAGAUAAAAUAGUAUCAAACCAAAAUAUCAACAAUGGUUUUUCUCUGGAUGAUAGAAUAAUAGGGUGAUUUCUAUUUUUUUCUUUAUGCUUUUUUAUGCUUUUUAGAUUUUCUACAAAUGAGAAUGUACUACUUUUAUAUUCAGGAAGAAGUGCAGUAUUUUUAAAAUGCAACGAGUCCAUGCCCACUUUCACUCAAUUCGUAGAAACAAGGCUCUAAAGUCUUGGGGUUGAAAGGUAAUACUGGCACCCAGUAGCAGUGGAAGCAGGAGCAGAUCAUUUCCUUUUAGAGCCUGUUUCCUGCGUAGUAAAAUCAAAAACAUCAGUUCUUGUCUUUUGCAGUUUUAAGACUAGCUGACUUUACACUUGUCAACAAAAUGUAUAACCCACUUCAUCACUAUUAUAUUAAAAGAACACAGCAAAAAUUUACUACAGCCUCCUCUCCCACAAUUGUAGAGGGAUCUGCAGAUUAUUAGAACCACCUAGGUCACAUCUUUUCAAUGCAUGUCUACAAAAACAGAAAAAAAGGCACCCUUAUGAAAUUGAAACAAUUGCUGUUUCAUAAUCCAUUAAGAGAUACAAUCACUAUAAAAUUUCGCAGGAGAUUCUGCCUAUAUGAUAUGUAGAGCUUAGCUAGGAUCAGAGAGAGGUGUUCUAACCCCAGAUCUGCCACACAGGGGGUUGUCAAUUUUGGUUGCAAGAUGGUGUCAGUAACUGCAAGAUCUUUCUCACAAUUCCUUCAAAGCCAGGAAGUGAGGAAGCUUGCUGAGAUUUUGUCCUGUUUCUCCUUUUAUCAUUGAGAAAAAGCCUUUCCCAGAAAAAGGGAGAGAUACUGAGCCAUCAAAAUUGUAGGUACUCCCUAGCUUCCUGUUUUUCUUCACGUGCAGUCCACAGAAAAGGCCUUAGUCCCCUUUCAACCAAUAUUUUAAACAUUUAAGUCCUUACCUUAAAAUCCACCUGAGGACACAUAAAAGCUCCCCAUUCUCAAUCCAGCCUUCCUCUAUUUGUUUACAGUGAAUCCUUAACUCUAAAUGCUAUUUGUCUUAUGCACAAAGUAAUCUAUUAUUUCAGGAAUUAAGAACAUGUUAUCUCAUCUAAUACUUGUAUAAGAAAAGGAGUCUUAGUGAUGUUAGGUGACUGUUUCGUAAGAGGUUGGAGUCAGGAUUUGAACUCAGAUCUGCCUUUCAAGUCCACGCUUUCUUCAUUAUACCAAAGUGCCUCUGCCUGCCACGGUGGUUCACAUGGAAGUGGGAGACCAGUUGGGAUUGUCCUGGGUUGUCCCUUCCAUGACAGGUGUUUAUAGCUGGACAGUUAUUUCAUGGCUUCAUAAGGAAGAGGUAUCUUCUCUUGAGUUAGACUUACGGCCUAUCACUGCAUCAGGUAAUUUAGUUUCAAGGCUUAUAUAUUUCAUUUUUGCUGUCGCUGGAAGGAAAGAAGUAGAAGGUGUGACGUAUAUAUGUGAAUAGGGAUUGUUUUGAUUUUGUCCUAUUUUAAUAGGAUAGUGACUUACAAAUCAUUUUGUAAUAUAAAAGAUCCUCUUUACAUAGUUAUUCAGGCUCUGGAACAGAUUUGCUGCUUUCAGGGGUAGGACUGUUUUAUCAUCAGUUAUCCCUGUACCAAUGCUUCCUCAGGCACAAGGGUAGGAUUACCCACAUCUGGCAACAGUAAAGGUGUUUCCAUCAUUUCCCCCUUAUUACAUGCCCUUUUAAAAUUAAAGAAAAGGUCUGUCUUCCAGGCCUCUUGUCAUGCCAGCCAUCCUGACCUGCUGGUUAGCUACAUGGAAACUCCCCAUGACAGAUGUCUACUGGUCUUGCUAACUCUGCUUUUAGAAAACAGGCAAUUGACUUAUCCUAUGUGCCUAUCAGGGUUAUUUUUUUGAGCAUUUAUUAUUGCCAAGCAGGUAUUCUGUGACCAAAACACUUCCCCAUCACUGCGCCGUAGUGUAGGAAAUUCUUCAAGUAGGUUUUUUUCAUUUUAAAAGACUGUGAUCUUGAGAUAAAUAACUUCUAGGAAGGAUACCCCUGAGAUAUGAAUACAAAUCCUGGCAUUUCUUGCCCCAGGCAAGCUAAGAUAAUAGACCCAUCUUCUAGACUGAUACUUGUCUUGAGCUGCAGGAAUAAAUGUUGACAAUUGGUCCUUGUACUCUACCAGGUAAAUAUUCUACAAUAUAAUUUGAACUGAUUGCCCAUCUUCCUCCAGGAGUUUUUCAAGACUACAAGCAGGUUUUACUUCAGCCAGAGUUUAAGUACGCAGUUCCUGCCAUCCUUUCAAGCCCUUUCAUGAUCUCUCUGGAAUUCAGGGUCUAUAUCUUUGAAUGUGUUUGGGUUUUGUUUUGUUUUUUAACUUCCUGUUCUGGUGGAAACCUGUCUCUCCAACAGCAGUGUUUUCUCUGCGGUCUCUCAAUUGCUAAUUUUUGUCUCCCUCAACCUAUGUACCUUUCUGUUCUGCCAAAGUCUAGCUCUUUUGAAAUGUGUAGCACUAGACACUUAGUGUCUUACUAUCCCCGUUCUUGUCUUCCACUGGCUUCUUUUACACUCACAUUUAUUCAUUUAUGUUUUUAGUACCCUGAAUAUUCCUGAGGACUAUGAAGGGGUUAGAGUUUUAACCACAGACAUCCUAUCCUAGUUGUAUAGAAUUGUCCUUGUGUAGAAUAAAUAUAUCUCGUUUUAGUUGAGAGGAAAUGUGUAAAAUAAAAACUUAUUUUAUAUCUAGCUUUGAUUGGUGGGAAAUGUAAUGUGAAAGACAAAGAAUCCUGCAUAGAGAGCAAAGUCAAAGUGUUUACCUAGCCUUAGUGGGAUAUUUUUCAUUGGUGGUGUGUGCUGUGUUAUUCUUACUUGGAACUGAGAAGAAAACUGAAACUGAAAAGAGCUUUAACUGAAUCUAAAUCCCAUAAGACUAAAUUUCAUUUCAACUCUUAUGUUCUCAGUGACAACUUCCUGUUUGAUUUUUUUCCACUCAAUUUAAAUAAAAUAUACUAUAAUGUUAGAUUGUUUUUAGAAACUAGACUGUCUUUAAUCACCUCUGAUGUUAUAAAACUGGAGUCAUUAAACUGUUUUUGACAAAAUAGUUCUAAUUUCUCCAAUAAAUAUCUGUUA